Zophobas morio is the source of this 10135-nucleotide messenger RNA. RefSeq lists its product as uncharacterized. The coding region runs from base 51 to 8852 and encodes 2933 amino acids. Lineage: Eukaryota; Metazoa; Arthropoda; Insecta; Coleoptera; Tenebrionidae. Gene Ontology annotation, molecular function: protein binding. The transcript is spliced from 5 exons. The record is from RefSeq and is a predicted model, not a curated record.
AAAAUUUUUAGUUAAACAUCUACCAUCCACUGGUGACGGCAACUUCGAAAAUGGCGGAAAUCGAGACGUUUACAAAAAGACCUGGUACGACUGAUAGAGGAAAAGAAUACGAGGAUACGGUUCUCUCCAGUCUUCUACUAAAACUAAUAAACGACCCCACAGUAAAAAAUUUUCACGUUUCGUCAAACGAAGAAAAGUUUGGUGCGUUUGACGAUAUAGUCAUUAAAACUGAGUCGAAUACGGAACAUGAAAUACGAGUUAAAGCAGUACAGCUGAAGCACACCAAUACAAAAACACUAACCGUACAAAAUUUACGAUCAAGAAGCGGGCCGUUUAGUAUAAGCAAAUAUUUUGAAAGUUUUCGAGAGAUAGAGGCAGAUGUACAUGAAUUUAUAUUAUUUACCAACCGUCCACUUGUGUGUAAAGAGAAUGAAAAAUUUAUCCUUCAAAAGGAGAAAUUCCAUAUCGAACUAAUCGAAGCAGAAGAUAGCUUAGAGCUUUCCGAGCGUUCAAAAGUCUAUCAGUUCCGAAUAGCAGAAAACCCAUCGACCUUACUAGAUUUUCCCAUAAUUGAAGAAUAUAAGACAUUUUUAAGUAAAUUUUAUCUUUAUACCGACCAACACAAUCUUGAAACAAUGAAAAAUACAACAGCUUACAAUUUUAGUAAAACAUAUAAUUCGAAUGAGGAAAUUUUCGACAAAUUCUUCAGAUCUAUUUCUGAGUGGAGCAUUCAAGAUGGGAAGAAGGAAAAGCUGAACAAAAAUUGGGUGCAACUUGUACUUACUUUACACCUUCUCUCCUCUCAAACAGAGCCUUUAUCAUUUGGGUCGGUUAGUGACAAAAUGAAAAUAUUUAGAGACAGUAUUUCCUUAUUCGAUAUCGCACUAUUUGAAAAAGAAUCGUGCGACAUAGUUAAAACGCUGUGGGGUGAUGUUGGAAAAGAAAAAAACAUUGACUUUGAGGAAUUAAACAAAAUAAGAAAGAGAUAUCUACCUAGUGUCAAAGACAUUAAUGACGAUAAUAUUAGCGAUAUAGAUCCGAAGAUUCUUAGUCAUUUGUUAUGGUUCAUGGACGAAUCUCCAUUAAUAUUACGUAAACAUGAAAACGUCGAAAAAGGUAUCCAACUCUGUCCUGGCAAAAAGUUCAUUCUGGUUGGCGAAUGCAAAUAUGAAGAGUGGAUGAAAACGUAUUCUGUGUUCCAAAAUCUAUCAAACCUGAAUAGCAAACCUGAGCUACGAGACACAAUUAUGCAAAAUUUUACCAUAUCGAUCCAAGGAAAAGAAGAACUUAAUCUAGUUACUGCUUUUGGAGAUAAUGGGGAAUUUUUAGAAAAUGUUAGGACCGACGAUUUAAUAGAAAUGCUAAACGCUCCAUAUCCUAUUGACGGGGAAAAGGAAACACUUCCUGAACCUUAUGUUGAACGUUAUCUGUCUCGGAAUAUUGUAAACUUCACAUAUUUAGAAAAAGUCCACGAAAACACCAUUAUUAUUAUGAAUUGGGCGAAUAACUUUGACAUCGUUAAAGACAAACUCGACAAAUGUCAAUUAAUUGACAUUGAUAACUUUUUACAGAAAAAAAAUCACACUGCCGAAAAUCUAACAAAUGAAGCUUGUGUGCUUAAUUCUGGCCCAAAUAGACACACAGCUAAUUUUAACCUCAAUAAAUCGAGCUUUGCUAAUAAAGAGUUCGUUGGUCACCGGAAAAAAAUUCAAUAUGAUGAGUUUAAUAAUGAAAAUAGAAUUUAUCUUGAUAAAUCAAAGUUUGGUUUAACGAUCUAUGCAGGUAAUCGGCACUAUAAUAAUACUGAACUUCAACAAAUUUACAACGAACACAACGAAAUCAAACAGUUUCACUAUUUUCAACUUUUGAGUGACGGAAAUUUAGAAUGGGUCAAAAGCUUAGGCGAUGUUAGUGAUGUAGAGGUUUAUAAAUUGCCUGACAAAUAUUCUAUAGAGGAAAAUACGCUGUGGUCUUCUCGGUUAGAUAAUAGCAUCAAUCUUAUAAUUGGCGAUCCGGGAAUGGGAAAAUCGGAGCUAAUGAAAAGCUUCAAAAAUAAAUGUCCACCGAAAUUCUGGACAGUUAUUUUUAAUCCUAAAGAUGUUAAUUUUUUUUUUCAUAAUUCCAAAUUUUCUGAAACAAAUUGUGCAGCUUUAUUUGAAAAAUUUAUCACGAACGAAAAAUGUCGACCACUCAGAAAACUAGAUCGACUGUUUUUCGAGAUGUGUAUAAAGAAAAACAACGUUAUUUACGUGUGGGACGCACUCGAUGAAAUUUUAAAUGAACAUUUAGAUGCCGUUCAAAAUAUAAUUCUCGAUCUCUCAACAAAAAACUCCCGUCAGUGGGUUACUAGCAGACGAAAUUUAAAAACAACUCUAGAAAAAAAAUUCAAUUUGCUGUCACUUAGUAUGAAUCAAUUUAGUCAACAAGAGCAACAAGAUUAUAUUAGAAAACGUCUAAAUAAUUUUAUUUCUUCAGACAAAAUUGAUAUCACGCUUGAAAAAAUCGAAUCGUCUUUUGCCAUUGUAGAACACAUAGACAUCUUAGGAAUCCCAUUGCAAAUAUUUAUGCUCACCGAACUGUUCCGUGUAAAUAGCGAAAAAUAUUUUAAACUAAUGGAAAACACAUUUCUCUUGACUGACUUGUACGACUAUUCCAUUGACGAAAAAUUUAAUAAUUAUUACAAACACAAAAUUGGUUUCGAUUUUGAAAAUCCACAUCUCGCAAGUAGAAUUCGCCAAGAAAAACGAGAGAUUUUAGAUUUACAUGAAAGUGUGUCUUUUAUAGUAAUAUUUGACGAAAAAAUUAUGCAGCAAUUAAAUAUUGACAACGAAAAAUGCAUAGAAAAACUUCAACAAAGUUAUGCAUCUCUGGGUCUUAUAAAUGACUUUCAAAAUAAUGUUCCCCGUUUUCUCCAUAUUUCUUUCGCAGAAUAUUUAAUUGCUACAUGUUUAACCAAAAAUGUAAGUGAGUUUAAAGACAUAAUUACUGAUACAAUAUUCCACGCAAAGUAUGACAACGUUCGUUUCUUUUUUGACAUGUUGAUAGCUAAAAACUCAAAAGCUCAUAUUGCCGUGUUGUACAAAAAUUACGAAUUACUGAGAACAUACGACGACAAAAUAUUAAAAGGCAAAGAUGAAGGGGGUAGAAAUGCUUUACAUUUGAUUUCGUCGUGGGGACGCAGACACCCCCGUGUAACACUGACGGUUGUAAAUGAGGAGUAUAUUGUGCACGAAGCUAACAAUUUCGUUGAAAAACCCGAAACCGAAGCAUAUUUUGAAACGAUAACGUACUUGCAAGGAAAGAACGAUGUUAGGGAACGUGACGUUUUGCUAGAAACGACGCCUUUGACUUACGCCAUACGAAGUGAGAGUUUAGGAGCGGAACUGAAAUUACUUCAAAUAAAAAUAAAUGAAUUGACUAAAUUAUGCUCUACCAAAGACCUAAUAAAUAUACUAUUUUAUUGUGCUAAAUUUGGCUACGAAGACGUGUGCAAAUUCUUCACAGUGAGCGAGUUAAAAAACUUUUGGUGCAAAACGAAAGUUGUUACUGCUAAAGGAGCUAAAACGCUACUGUUGCUGGCCUGUCAAAACGGUAAUUUAAACAUCGUUAAAGAUUUUGUAAGGUGUGAUGCGACAGCACAUUGCACGGCUUCCCCUACUCGUCAUAAAAGCGUUGCCGAAUACUUGUCGACAGUCGACACCGAAAUCAAUCGCGCUAAUAAUGACGGUGUGACACCACUUUUCGUAGCUUCCUUAAACGGCCACCAAACAGUUGUCGAACACUUGGUGACAAUCGGCGCCGAAAUCAAUCGCGCUACGAAUAACGGUCUGACAUCGCUUCACAUUGCUUCCGUCUUAGGUCACGAAAAAGUUGUCAAAUACUUGGCGACAAAAGGCGCCGAAAUCAAUUGUGCUGUUUAUAGUUGUACAGCACUUUAUAUGGCCUCCCAAAACGGUUACAAAGAAGUUGUCGAACACUUGGCGAGAGAAGGCGCCGACAUCAAUCGUGCUGAUAAUGAUGGUAGGACACCACUUCACAUUGCUUCCUCCGUCGGUCACGAAAAAGUUGUCGAAUAUUUGACGACAGUCGGCGCCGAAAUCAAUUGCGUGGAUAAAGACGGUUGUACACCACUUCUAAGAGCUUCUGAAAAAGGCCACCGGAAAGUUGUCGAACACUUGGCGACAGCCGGCGCCGAAAUCAACCAUGCUGCAAAUGAUGAUUGGACACCACUUCACGUUGCUUCCCAAAACAAUCACCAAAAAGUUGUCGAAUACUUGACGAGAGUCGGCGCCGAAAUCAAUCGCGCUAAUAAAAACGGUGUGACACCACUUCACCUAGCCUCCUUGAACGGUCACGAAAAAGUUGUCGAACACUUGACAACAAUCGGCUCCGAAAUCAAUCGCGCUGAUAAUGACGGCUCUACACCACUUCACGAUGCUUCACAAAAUGGUCACCAAAUAGUUGUCGAAUACUUGGCGACAGUCGGCGCCGAAAUCAAUCGCGUUAAAAAUGACGGUUGGACAUCACUUCACGUAGCUUCCUUCAACGGUCACCAUAAAGUUGUCGAAUACUUGGCGACAGUCGGUGCCGAAAUCAAUCGCGCUGCUAAUGACAAUGUGACACCACUUCACCUAGCUUCCUUCAACGGUCACGAAAAAGUUGUCGAAUACUUGGUGACAAACAGCUGCGAAAUCAAUAGUACUGCUAAUGACGGUUGGACACCUCUUCACGUUGCUUCCCAAAACGGUCACCAAAAUGUUGUCGAAUUUUUGACAUCAGUCGGGGCCGAAAUCAAUCUUGCUAAUAAUGACGGCUCCACACCACUUUUCAUAGCUUCUAAAAACGGUCACCAAAAAGUUGUCAAACACUUGGCGACAGUCGGGGCCGAAAUCAAUCGUGCUGAUAAUGUGGGUUGGACACCACUUCACAUUGCUUCAGAAAAAGGUCACCAAAAAGUUGUCGAAUGCUUGACAACAGUCGGCGCCGAAAUCAAUUGUGCUCUGAAUGACGGCUGGACACCACUUCACAUUGCUUCCCAAAACGGCCAUGAAAAAGUUGUCGAAUACUUGGCAACAGUCGGGGCCGAAAUCAAUCAUGCUGUUAAUGGUGGUCAUACAGCACUUCACGUAGCUUCCAAAAAUGGGCACGCAAAAGUUGUCGAAUACGUGACGAAAGUCGGCGCCGAAAUCAAUCGCACUAAUAAAUACGGUGCGACAUCACUUCACGCAGCUUCCGAAAGUGGUCACGAAAAAAUUGUCGAAUACUUGGCGACAAUCGGUGCCGAAAUCAAUCGCGUUGAUAAUAAUGGUUGGACACCACUUCACUUUGCUUGCCAAAACGGUCACCAAAAUGUUGUCGAAUACUUGAAAUCAGUCGGUGCCGAAAUCAAUCGUGCUGCUAAUGGCGGUUUCGGAUUAUAUUACGUAGCCUCCAGCGCCAAAGAAGUUGUUGAAUACAUGACGAAAGUCGGCGCCGAAAUCAAUCGCGCAACGAAUGACGGUGUGACAUCACUUUACAUGGCUUCCGAAACGGGUCACCAAAAAGUUGUCGAAUACUUGACCACUGUCAGCGCCGAAAUCAAUCGCGCUAAUCAAAACGGUGCGACACCACUUUACAUAGCUUCCGAAACAGGUCACGAAAAAGUUGUCGAAUACUUGACAUCAGUCGGCGCCGAAAUCAAUCGUGCUUGUAGUAACGGUUUAACACCGCUUCACAUUGCUUCCCAAAACGGUCAUCAAAAAGUUGUCGAAUGCUUGACGACAGUCGGCGCCGAAAUCAAUCGUGCUUGUAGUAACGGUUUAACACCGCUUUACAUAGCUUCCGAAACAGGUCACGAAAAAGUUGUCGAAUGCUUGACAUCAGUCGGCGCCGAAAUCAAUCGUGCUUGUAGUAACGGUUUAACACCGCUUCACAUUGCUUCCCAAAACGGUCAUCAAAAAAUUGUCGAAUGCUUGACGAAAGUCGGCGCCGAAAUCAAUCGUGCUUGUAGUAAAGGUUUAACACCGCUUCACAUUGCUUCCCAAAACGGUCAUCAAAAAGUUGUCGAAUGCUUGACGAAAGUCGGCGCCGAAAUCAACCGUGCCGAUAUUGACGGUUGGACACCACUUCACAUGGCUUCCCAAAACGGUCCCGAAAAAGUUGUGGAAUACUUGACAUCAGUCGGCGCCGAAAUCAAUCGUGCUUGUAGUAACGGUUUAACACCGCUUCACAUUGCUUCCCAAAACGGUCAUCAAAAAGUUGUCGAAUGCUUGACGAGAGUCGGCGCCGAAAUCAAUCGCGCUACGAAUAACGGUGUGACACCACUUCACGCAGCUUCCUUCAACGGUCACGAAAAAGUUGUCGAAUACUUGACAUCAGUCGGCGCCGAAAUCAAUCGUGCUUGUAGUAACGGUUUAACACCGCUUCACAUUGCUUCCCAAAACGGUCAUCAAAAAGUUGUCGAAUGCUUGACGAGAGUCGGUGUCGAAAUCAAUCGCGCUACGAAUAACGGUGUGACACCACUUUACAUAGCUUCCGAAACAGGUCACGAAAAAGUUGUCGAAUACUUGACAUCAGUCGGCGCCGAAAUCAAUCGUGCUUAUAGUAACGGUUUAACACCGCUUCACAUUGCUUCCCAAAACGGUCAUCAAAAAAUUGUCGAAUGCUUGACGAAAGUCGGCGCCGAAAUCAAUCGUGCUUGUAGUAAAGGUUUAACACCGCUUCACAUUGCUUCCCAAAACGGUCAUCAAAAAGUUGUCGAAUGCUUGACGAAAGUCGGCGCCGAAAUCAACCGUGCCGAUAUUGACGGUUGGACACCACUUCACAUGGCUUCCCAAAACGGUCCCGAAAAAGUUGUCGAAUACUUGACAUCAGUCGGCGCCGAAAUCAAUCGUGCUUGUAGUAACGGUUUAACACCGCUUCACAUUGCUUCCCAAAACGGUCAUCAAAAAGUUGUCGAAUGCUUGACGAGAGUCGGUGUCGAAAUCAAUCGCGCUACGAAUAACGGUGUGACACCACUUUACAUAGCUUCCGAAACAGGUCACGAAAAAGUUGUCGAAUACUUGACAUCAGUCGGCGCCGAAAUCAAUCGUGCUUAUAGUAACGGUUUAACACCGCUUCACAUUGCUUCCCAAAACGGUCAUCAAAAAAUUGUCGAAUGCUUGACGAAAGUCGGCGCCGAAAUCAAUCGUGCUUGUAGUAAAGGUUUAACACCGCUUCACAUUGCUUCCCAAAACGGUCAUCAAAAAGUUGUCGAAUGCUUGACGAAAGUCGGCGCCGAAAUCAACCGUGCCGAUAUUGACGGUUGGACACCACUUCACAUGGCUUCCCAAAACGGUCCCGAAAAAGUUGUCGAAUACUUGACAUCAGUCGGCGCCGAAAUCAAUCGUGCUUGUAGUAACGGUUUAACACCGCUUCACAUUGCUUCCCAAAACGGUCAUCAAAAAGUUGUCGAAUGCUUGACGAGAGUCGGUGUCGAAAUCAAUCGCGCUACGAAUAACGGUGUGACACCACUUUACAUAGCUUCCGAAACAGGUCACGAAAAAGUUGUCGAAUACUUGACAUCAGUCGGCGCCGAAAUCAAUCGUGCUUAUAGUAACGGUUUAACACCGCUUCACAUUGCUUCCCAAAACGGUCAUCAAAAAAUUGUCGAAUGCUUGACGAAAGUCGGCGCCGAAAUCAAUCGUGCUUGUAGUAAAGGUUUAACACCGCUUCACAUUGCUUCCCAAAACGGUCAUCAAAAAGUUGUCGAAUGCUUGACGAAAGUCGGCGCCGAAAUCAACCGUGCCGAUAUUGACGGUUGGACACCACUUCACAUGGCUUCCCAAAACGGUCCCGAAAAAGUUGUCGAAUACUUGACAUCAGUCGGCGCCGAAAUCAAUCGUGCUUGUAGUAACGGUUUAACACCGCUUCACAUUGCUUCCCAAAACGGUCAUCAAAAAGUUGUCGAAUGCUUGACGAGAGUCGGCGCCGAAAUCAAUCGCGUUACGAAUGACGGUGCGACACCACUUUACAUAGCUUCCGAAACAGGUCACGAAAAAGUUGUCGAAUACUUGACAGAAGUCGGUGCCGAAAUCAAUAGCGCUACGAUUCACAGUGUGACACCACUUUACGUAGCUUCCUUCAAGGGUCACGAAAAAGUAGUAGAAAACUUGACAAAAGUCGACGCCAAAAUCAAUCAUGCUGAUAGUGACGGUUUCACACCACUUUACGUAGCCUCCCUAAACGGCCACGAAAAAGUUGUCGAAUACUUGGCGACAGUCGGCGCCGAAAUCAAUCGCGCUACGAAUGACGGUGCAACACCACUUUACGUAGCUUCUUCCAAUGGCCAUGAAAAAAUUGUCGAAUACUUGGCAACAGCCGGCGCCGAAAUCAAUCUCGCUAUGAAUGACGUUGCAACACCACUUUACGUAGCUUCCUUCAAUGGUCACGAAAAAAUUGUCGAAUAUUUGAAGACAGUCGGCGCCGACAUCAAUCGUGUUACUCAUGGCGGUUUCACACCACUUUACGCAGCCUCCCUUAAAGGCCACGAAAAAAUUGUCGAAUACUUGACGACAGUCGGCGCCGACAUCAAUCGUGUUGCUAAUGGCGGUUUCACACCACUUUACGUAGCCUCCCUAACAGGCCAGGAAAAAAUUGUCGAAAAGUUGACGACAGUCGGCGCCGAAAUCAAUCGCGCUACCGAUAACGGUGUGACACCACUUCACGUAGCUUCCUUCAACGGUCACGAAAAAGUUGUCGAAUACUUGGUGACAGUCGGUGCUGACAUCAAUCGCGCUGAUGAUAAUGGUCAGACAUCUCUUCACAUAGCUUCCCAAAAAGCGCACCAAGGAAUUGUAGAAUUGUUAACAAAAGCCGGCGCCCAAACCAAUUAACUUCCGUUUUGAAAGGAAUGUAGUACGCAAUAUUUUAUGAUUGAUAUUUAAAAAUUUCGCUCCAUAAUAAGUGAGUCAUUUCCGUUUUUACAUCGAGAAGAUUUUGAGAAGAAAAUUUGUUAUCUUUCUCACAUACACUUACGAAUUUCUUGAAGUUAUUAUCGUAGGUCUGAAAACAAUUAAGGGUCUUGUCGUUUAUUUUUGAAAACAGAAACUCGUGUAAUGAAAAUUUUAGCACCCUCAAUCCGUAAAUCGUAUUCAGUAUUUUGCUCCUCGUUAACUUAUAAUAUCGUGAAAGCUUAGGUUAAUAAGUUGACUACUACAGCAACUGAUAUAAACGUGUUCAAAUACUUACCACCCUUUUAAAAACUGUAUCUCAGUAUAAACUUACAAUACAACACUCCAGUAUUAAUUUCGAAAACAGAUUUUGUCAUAUAUUUAUUACCUACAAGCACAGUCUAAUGAAACUGUAAUUCAGAAACUGUCAAAAAUUUUACUUGUCAAAACGGUGUGGAAUAAGUCAUCUUAAAAAAAAAUGAAACUGAAAUAGCAGUCUGCGAAAAAUCUAAUCGAAAAGACCACAAAACCCAAAAAAGUGCAAUCCCAUUCUAAUUUCACAAUCUAUAAUUACAUUAUUUCAAAAUUCUUCUACAUCACUAUAUCACGUUUGAUUUGUUCUUUGCUGAUAAGUUAAAUUCAAACUUAUUUUAGUUUUUAUUUAAAAAAAAAAGUGGGAAAAGUUAUCAAUGUCACACAUUUGCAACAACAAAUUAAAUAAGAUUUUAUGAAAAGUAAUCAGGAUUGUGUUUUCUCUUUCACUAAAUAAACCAAAAGCGAUGUAUGGUACCGUUUAGUAUUUCUUAAAAAAUGGCUCAAUCGAUUUGUAACAAAACUGAGACGAAGAAAAUAACAAACACAUGCCUUCAAGAACAUCUUAAAUCGUUAGUAGGAAAGGCAUCCACGUACAAAGUGCUAUUAUAAAAUGCAUCACAAAUAGAGCGAAAUAAAGAAGCAUAUAUGAAAUUUGCAUUUAUUAAUAGGAAUUGGUGAAAUCGUUUUAAAUAUCAAGAGGGUAAUACCUGAAUCAUUACUUUUUGAGUCAGUUUAUUAUGCUGUUGUCUUCCUGCGAAUUACAAACCAACUACCGGAAACUGACCAAGUACAUAAUGUAGCAAUCAAUAUACUAUCUUUAAGCUUUUUUUUUUUGUCCUAAAUUAUUAUUAGUUGAUUAUAUUCAAAGUAACGUAAGCCUUCUUUUGUAUUCUAUAAAAUCUAUGAAACAA